This is a messenger RNA of Humulus lupulus (European hop), 816 nucleotides long. RefSeq lists its product as uncharacterized. Lineage: Eukaryota; Viridiplantae; Streptophyta; Magnoliopsida; Rosales; Cannabaceae. The coding region runs from base 1 to 816 and encodes 271 amino acids. The transcript has 2 exons. The record is from RefSeq and is a predicted model, not a curated record.
AUGGCCAAGAAUGAUGCUGUGAUUCAGAGUCAAACGACAUCCUUGAGGAAUCUAGAGUCUCAAUUGGGGCAGCUUGCUAAUGAGCUACGGAAUAGACCACAAGGCACCUUGCCUAGUGAUACAAAAAAUCCAAGGAAAGAUGGCAAGGAGCAUUGCAAGGUGGUUACCUUGAAGAGUGGUAAAAAUAUGGAAUUGACUGAGGAUAAUUCAAUUGCUGCAGCAAUUCCUCCGCAAAAUGCUAUAGGAAAGACUAUAAGCAAGCCACCUCCACCAUUUCCUCAGCGCUUUCAAAAGCAACAACAAGAUGGUCAAUUCCGGAGAUUUUUAGAUGUUUUGAAACAACUUCACAUCAAUAUACCGUUGGAGGAAGCUUUGGAGCAAAUGCCCAACUAUGUGAAGUUUUUGAAGGAUAUCUUAACUAAAAAGAAGAGGCUUGGUGAAUUUGAAACGGUGGCAUUGACUGAAGGUUGUAGUGCUAUAUUGAAGAGUAAAAUUCCUCCUAAAUUGAAGGAUCCGGGCAGCUUCACAAUUCCUUGCUCUAUUGGUGGUAGAGCACUUUGUGACUUGGGGGCUAGUAUCAAUUUGAUGCCCAUGUCAAUUUUAAAGAAGUUGGGGAUUGGAGAAGCAAGACCAACCACAGUCACUUUGCAAUUAGUGGAUCAUUCUAUGGCACACCCGGAAGGAAAAAUUGAAGAUGUACUUGUGCAAGUUGAUAAAUUCAUUUUUCCAGCUGAUUUCAUCAUCCUUGAUUAUGAAGCGGAUAGAGAUGUUCCUAUUAUCUUGGGUAGGCCAUUUCUAGCUACCGGGAGGACCUAG